Choloepus didactylus (southern two-toed sloth) is the source of this 4129-nucleotide messenger RNA. It is a transcript of the gene LRFN5, whose product is annotated as leucine rich repeat and fibronectin type III domain containing 5. Gene Ontology annotation, molecular function: protein binding. Lineage: Eukaryota; Metazoa; Chordata; Mammalia; Pilosa; Megalonychidae. The record is from RefSeq and is a predicted model, not a curated record. The transcript has 7 exons. The coding region runs from base 1543 to 3720 and encodes 725 amino acids.
AUGUGAAUGGCUUCGCAACUGGCUGGUCCCUUAGAAUUCUUGACUUUGAGAAGCCUUGGGCUGUGAGCUCAACCCACUUAUUUAAUCCAUUUUACAUGGUCGGUUGUAUCUGGGGAAAAAAAAAAAAAGCUCAGCUGGGCAGGGGUGGGGGACCAAGGAAAUCUUCUGGAAACACACACACACACUCUCUGACACACUCACAGGAGAAAGGAAGAAUGAAGCAGGGAAGACUUUCAUAACCUCCCUGCCGGCCCUUCCGUUUUCCGGGAAGAACCUGGGUGUUUUAUAUCUUUUAAGCCAUUUUAGCAUCUAUCUGAUGUUUCGCAAGACGCUCUCUUGUUAGCUACUGGUGUGUGUGUGUGUGUGCGCGCGCGUGCCUAUCUGAUGCAACUGUCUUUAUCCAACUGCCCAGAAGCAAAUGUGUUAACUCGGUGAUGCCCCUCCAUGCCCUGCUUCUCACAAAGCUCGGAGGACGCCCAGACCCGUUUUCUCGGCUGGAUUCGGAGUGGCUGCCUGGCUGUGAACCCAGGUGUGUGGAUAGCUUUGCACAGAGGCUUGGAAGGAGCCAGGAUUAACUUGCUUCCAGGUACAUUGCAAGAUCGCCAGAGGGUCUUGUUUUCGUGCAUUUAGACCUUUCUGUCUUGGCCAGAAGAAUAUUACGUUUCCGUCCACAGCAUUUGAAGCCAAAAGUUCAGUCCUUGGAGCUGGUGUGCUGUACAAACAAGGUAACCAGGAUUGCUUUUCAAACUGCUUAACAAAAUCCCCGACUCCUCCUCAGCCCUUUCCCGGCUCCCUCCUCCCCACCAAAAUGUCACCAGCUUUUGAAUUAUGUGGAUUUGGUUUGGAGAAAAACUUGAAGGGAACGUGAUCAAACAGCUAUGCCAGACCGCUCUCUUUGCUGCUAGCUGUCCGGUGGGCCUCGAAGACGAUCCUGAUAAGAACCAGUUCCCUCCCUGCUUCUUCCUUCCUUUGCGGUCUGGGUGUGCGUGUGCAAGUGUGAAUGCGAGUGCGCGCGCAUCCGUGUGCGAGUGUGUGAGUGUGCGUGUGUCUGUGUGUGCGUGCGCGGUCGCCCUGCCUCUGCCCGCUUUCCGGGCGCGGAGCCGCGGGUUUCAUGGGGCGAUCGCCUCGGAUCCCCCACCCAGCGCAACCUGCGGGCAGCGGCGGCAGUGGCAGGAGCCGCCUCUUCGAUUCCCUAGGAUGCGGGUGCUGAGCCAUGGCAAAGGGCAGCGAAGUGACGAACAAGACCCGUGCAAGACUGUGAAAGCCACCUGGAGCCACCUUGCCGGGAUUGUACCUGUGGGCAGAAAGUCCUCCUACGACCGUCUUUUCCCCUAGAGACAACCAGAGUCCCUGUAACCAUUCAGCCAGGUGGUGAGAAGAUAUUUAAGUAGCUGAGCACCCUUACUCCUGACACCAUCCUAACAAUCAGCUUUGGAGAUGCUUUCAUCCUGCCCAUCUUCAGCAGCAGCCAGGCAGAGUGCCGACGUCUUCACUGCAGUGAGGAACUCUUCAGACUCCAGAAGCUCUUAAAUCUGAUCUACAAUGGAAAAAAUUCUUUUUUAUCUGUUUUUCAUUGGCAUAGCAGUGAGAGCUCAGAUCUGUCCAAAGCGUUGUGUCUGUCAGAUUUUGUCUCCUAAUCUUGCAACCCUUUGUGCCAAGAAAGGGCUUUUAUUUGUUCCACCAAACAUUGACAGAAGAACUGUGGAACUGCGGUUGGCAGACAAUUUUGUUACAAAUAUUAAAAGGAAAGAUUUUGCCAAUAUGACCAGCUUGGUGGACCUGACUCUAUCCAGAAAUACAAUAAGUUUUAUUACACCUCAUGCUUUUGCUGACUUACGAAAUUUGAGGGCUUUGCAUUUGAAUAGCAACAGAUUGACUAAAAUUACAAAUGAUAUGUUCAGUGGGCUCUCCAAUCUGCAUCAUUUGAUAUUAAACAACAAUCAGCUGACUUUAAUAUCUUCUACAGCGUUUGAUGAUGUCUUUGCCCUGGAGGAGCUGGAUCUGUCCUAUAAUAAUCUAGAAACAAUUCCUUGGGAUGCUGUUGAGAAGAUGGUUAGCUUGCACACCCUUAGUUUGGAUCACAAUAUGAUUGAUAACAUUCCUAAGGGGACUUUCUCCCACUUGCACAAGAUGACUCGGCUAGAUGUAACAUCGAAUAAAUUGCAGAAGCUACCACCUGACCCUCUCUUUCAGCGAGCUCAGGUACUAGCAACCUCAGGAAUCAUAAGCCCAUCUACGUUUGCAUUAAGCUUUGGUGGAAACCCUUUGCAUUGCAAUUGUGAAUUGUUGUGGUUGAGACGUCUAUCCAGAGAAGAUGACCUAGAGACCUGUGCUUCUCCUGCACUUUUAACUGGUCGCUAUUUUUGGUCAAUUCCUGAGGAAGAGUUUUUGUGUGAGCCUCCUCUGAUUACUCGCCAUACACAUGAGAUGCGAGUCCUGGAGGGUCAAAGGGCAACACUGAGGUGCAAAGCCAGGGGAGAUCCUGAACCUGCAAUUCACUGGAUUUCUCCUGAAGGGAAGCUUAUUUCAAAUGCUACAAGAUCUCUGGUGUAUGAUAAUGGAACCCUUGAUAUUCUUAUAACAACUGUAAAGGAUACAGGUGCUUUUACCUGCAUUGCUUCCAACCCUGCUGGGGAGGCAACACAAACAGUGGAUCUUAAUAUAAUUAAGCUCCCUCACUUACUAAACAGUACAAACCAUAUCCAUGAGCCUGAUCCUGGUUCUUCUGAUAUCUCAACUUCUACUAAGUCGGGUUCUAAUACAAGCAGUAGUAAUGGAGAUACUAAAAUGAGUCAAGAUAAAAUUGUGAUAGCAGAGGCAACAUCGUCUACGGCACUACUUAAAUUUAAUUUUCAAAGAAAUAUCCCUGGAAUACGUAUGUUUCAAAUACAGUACAAUGGUACUUAUGACGAUACCCUUGUUUACAGAAUGAUACCUCCUACAAGCAAAACUUUUCUUGUCAAUAACUUGGCUGCUGGAACUACGUAUGACUUGUGUGUAUUGGCAAUAUAUGAUGAUGGCAUCACUUCCCUCACUGCAACAAGAGUCGUGGGUUGCAUCCAGUUUACUACGGAACAGGAUUAUGUGCGCUGCCAUUUCAUGCAGUCCCAGUUUUUGGGAGGCACCAUGAUUAUUAUCAUUGGUGGAAUCAUUGUAGCGUCUGUGCUGGUUUUCAUCAUCAUUCUAAUGAUCCGGUAUAAGGUUUGUAAUAAUAAUGGGCAACACAAGGUCACGAAGGUCAGCAAUGUUUAUUCUCAAACUAAUGGGGCCCAAAUGCAAGGCUGCGGUGUAACGCUGCCCCAGUCCAUGUCCAAACAAGCUGUGGGACAUGAAGAGAAUGCCCAGUGUUUUAAAGUUGCCAAUGACAAUGUGAUCCAGUCUUCAGAAACUUGUUCAAGCCAGGACUCCUCUACCACUACCUCUGCUUUGCCUCCUACCUGGACUUCAAGCACUUCUGUGUCCCAAAAGCAGAAAAGAAAGACUGGCACAAAACCAAGUGCCGAAUCACAGAGCGAAGCUGUCUCAAAUGUUGAGUCCCAAAACAUUAACAGGAACAACUCAACUGCCUUGCAGUUAGCUAGUCGACCUCCUGAUUCUGUUACGGAGGGGCCCACAGCUAAAAAAGCACAUUCAAAGCCAAAAAUCAUUGAGAACUCACAUACAAAAUUGGAUUUGGGAAUUCCAGGCUUGUCUCUCUUUGAUACCCAGAUGCUUUGCUGACUAAUGUUGACCAGAUUGUGCAGGAAACACAGAGGCUGGAGUUAAUCUGAAGAGCACCACUUCUUCUGUCUCCUGAAAACAGUUGCCACUGAUAUUUUUACUGGAUAAAACUCAAAAAAGUUUCAGUUCACAAAGGCUAUUGUUGAACUCGUGUCCUAGAAGAAAUUUUCCACAGGAGCCAAAGCAGAAGUCUCUAAUAACAGCAGAAAUGGCUCCAUAAGACCAUGGUUCAUCCUCUUUUGAAACCAACUUUUUUUUUCUGGCCUACAAGUAUUUUUUUUUAAAGAAAGAAAGAAAAAACGCCUACAUUGGCAUCAAGUUCUGUAUCAAUCCAUGUUACAUUGCCAUCCAUGGUUUAACAGACUGUAGAGUCUUGAAUAAUCUAUAUCACUUUAACAAAUAAAUGUUU